UUAAGUUAAAUUUGAUUUAUGCAUGAAUUAUUUCUUGAUUUGCUAUUAUGAAUGAAAUAUUAUGUGCAAUUAUUUAUUUAGGCAAGAAGAAAGAGACAGGAAGAAUUAGAGAGACAGCGAUGUGAAGAAGCUUUACAGAAAGCUCAGGAAAUGCAGAAACGUAGGGAAAUGCUCUUAAUGGUUGAUUUGGAAAGGGAACGUCGUAGACAGCAUAUGUUACUUGUCCGUGCUCUUGAAGCUAGGAAAAAACAAGAGGAGAGGGAAAGGAAACGGGAGGAAAUCCUCUACGAGAAACGUUUGAAUAAAGAAAAAAAACUGGAACAAAGAAGAUUAGAAUUACAAAUGAUAAGAGAAAUGAAAAAGCCUAUUGAAGAUAUGUGCUUGAAAGAUAAUAUUCCACUUCCCACUUUGAAUCGCAUUCCUGGUGUUAAAUUAGCAGGAAAAGCUUUUGCUGAUAUUAUGAUGGUAUUUGAAUUUCUUCACAACUUCGGUGAAACACUUGGUUUUGAUAUGGAAAAUCUUCCAACUUUAAAUACUUUACAAAUGGCCUUAUUAAAUCAUAGUGAAAAAACAGAAGAAGAAUUACUUUCUGUUAUUCAUCAUUUAUUAGUCUGUGUUAUUAGUGAUCCUGGAGUUCCACAUUGUCCAGAAGUAGCCAACUGUUUAAAUUUACCACAAAGGAAUAUGGUUUAUUUCAGCUGGAAUAAACAAUUUUAUAAGCAAGAAGUGGGAGUGCCAAUUGAAUCACCGUCAGGAUCCACUUAUAGAUUUAUGAAUCUCAGUGUCAAAGAGCAUUUCAAUGAAACUGGACAUCAGAUGGACAGGAGUACUAGAAACAAGAAAUUGGGAGAAUAUAGUUAA
Messenger RNA from Centruroides sculpturatus (bark scorpion), 861 nucleotides. Its product is annotated as bromodomain adjacent to zinc finger domain protein 2B-like. The record is from RefSeq and is a predicted model, not a curated record. The transcript has 9 exons. Lineage: Eukaryota; Metazoa; Arthropoda; Arachnida; Scorpiones; Buthidae. Bases 151 to 861 code for a protein of 236 amino acids.